CCAUGACAAUAAUACGGACAUGUAUUCUGUACCUGUACCAUUGAACUCGUAGAGACAGUAUAGAUAGACUAUAGAUCUUGUAGUAAGCAGCACAUUAAUGUUUUCGUCUGAAUGAAGCACAGGUGCUGCGCGCUAAUCACAUGCAUCUGUGUUCCUCCUGCAGUCCGAAAGAUUCUGCAAUAAACGAGAAAGAAAGGGAAACCAAAGGACUGCACAAAGGUUUUGUGUCCAAUACAGAACAUAAGUGUCCCUCUUAACCCCCGGGUUCUGUUCGGUCAUAUUAAUCAGAUACGACUUCAGCAGUUAAUUCUGUAGCUGCACCAUGAAGAGGCGGUUCAGCAUUGUGGAGUCCCUUGUUCAUUUAUAUGAGUCCAGUGUAGAGCAAGGAGAUGGAGCCCUACAUAUGACAAGGGAUGGAGGGAUGGAAGUGGAAAGAGACACAACCCAACAUACAACUAAUGAUGGAGGAAUGGAAGAUGGUGAUGUGACCCUACAUAAGACAAGUGAUGGCAGAAUGGAAGAGGAAAGGGAUCUGGAUGGAGAAGCUGAGCUGGAUCUGGAACUCUUUGAUGAAGCUUCUGAAACAGAGGACAAUACAGAGUUCGACCCAGACUACCAUUCUUCUGAUGGAGAAGAGUCAGAGGAAGAGUCAGAGGUCACUGCUGAAACAGAGGCAGCUUAUCAGUCCAAAAACGGAAAAAUAUUGUGGACUCCAGCACCUCUUCCUCAGAAACAACAAGUGAGAUUUCCAGCUCAUCAUAUCAAAAGGACCCCUGGACCAACCAGGCUGGCAUGUGUCAAUGCUGAAGACAUAAGAUCAACAUUUGAAUUGUUUUUUCCAGAUGAUAUUAAACAGAUUUUGAUUGAAAUGACCAAUUUAGAGGGGAAACGUGUAUUUCGUGAUACCUGGAAGGACUUGGACUGGACAGACAUGCAGGCCUUUUUUGGUUUGUUGAUUCUGGCAGGUGUGUAUCGAUCCCACCAUGAGGCCAUGAGUAGCUUAUGGCACGGUGUAUCAGGGAGGGCAAUUUUUCGUGCUACCAUGUCACUGAAAAGUUUUACCAAUUUGUCAAGGGUCUUCUGCUUUUACAAAAGGGACAGAGAGCAUAACCAACAGAAAAGUGACAAGCUGGCACCAGUAAGGGACAUCUGGGAUAAAUGGGUUGAACGCCUGCCACUCUUGUACAAUCCAGGCCCAAACAUCACUGUGGACGAGUGCCUGGUCCGUUUCAGAGGACACUGUCCCUUCAAACAAUACAUGCCGAGUAAACCAGGCAAGUAUGGCAUUAAAAUCUGGGCAGCAUGCGAUGCCAACUCGAGCUAUGCGUGGAACCUGCAGAUCUACUCUGGCAAAGCUGCCGACGGCAAGUCAGAAAAGAACCAAGGAAUGCGAGUGGUCCUGGACAUGACAGACGGUCUAGAGGGACACAUCAUCACGUGUGACAACUUUUUCACCUCGUAUGGCCUUGGUGAGGAGCUGCUCCGAAGGAAAAUGACCAUGAUCGGAACAGUCAGAUCAAACAAACCUGAGCUUCCACCUGCGCUCCUGUCCAUGAAGGACAGGGUCCGAUUAUCAUCCAUGUUCGCCUUCACUGAUACACACACUCUUGUGUCCUACUGUCCCAGAAAAAAUAAAAAUGUGCUGUUGAUGAGCACUUUUCACAGAGAUGCCAAAGUAAGUGACAAAGAUCACAAGAAGCCAGAGAUAAUCCUAGACUACAACCAGACUAAAGGCGGAGUUGACAACCUCGACAAGGUUGUUGCCACUUACACCUGCCAAAGAAAGACAGCUCGUUGGCCAAUGGUAAUUUUCUUCAACAUGUUGGAUGUCUCAGCCUACAAUUCAUUUGUACUGUGGACAAAGAUAAAUCCCUCAUGGAACAAAGGGAAUUUCUCAAGAAGGAGGCUCUUCCUGGAAGAACUAGGGGUAGCUCUGGUUGGUCCCUACAUGAAAAGACGGCAUUACGUUCCCCGCUCACCAGCCUCUCAGAAUAUGUUGGUACAAGCACAAGCAUGCUCUUUAGAAAAAGACGUCCUUCUGCUAGCCUCCAAAUAUAAGGUGAAGGAAGCACGAGCAUGCUUUACAGCCAAAAAACCCAGCUCCUCCCCAGUAUCAAGCCCCAGCAAGAGGAAAAGGUGUCAGGUCUGUGAAUCAAAGAAGAGCACAAAAACCAGUGUGAUGUGUAGUCGGUGUAACAUGUACAUUUGCAGGUCACACGCUAUUACAACUUCUUAUUGCUAUGCAUGCAAGAAAGUUUAAACAAGACUUACGGCCCUGAUAUACUUCAAACAAAAUCAAAGAACGUACUGAUGACGUCAUUUUGAAAAAAAUCAGGCCGAAACAAAGUUCGAAACAGCCGACCAAAGCAUACUUACUGGGGGAGUAUGUUUUGGCUCCUAAACACCUUUGAGCUAACCGGAGUUAUGCUAAAAGCAAUAGAGAAACAUCCGAGACAAGUUUUCCAAGAUCGUUGUGACACGUUUACAUUAAAGGUGCUGUAUGUCAGUUUUUGUCUCUACUAAAAGCAUAAAGAUACCAUAAUAUGUUUGCAGAUAUUUAAGAAACAUGCUAAGUAAACAUACUUGUUUAUCUGAAAAACAAUGCUACAGUCAGUUAUUCUCUUUUGAAAAUGUGCAUUCCGGGGCUGAAUGUCGGUAUUUGUUUUGGUUUUUGAAACCCACCCACCACCAGUUUACCCGAUUGUAUCUUGGCACCCAUGGUUGCCAGCUGGCGGAAAACAAUGUAUUUAAUUUAAUUAAUUGUCAAUUGCGCUCAUUCCUGUUAGUGUCAUCAGUCUGGCAAGCCUGUGCAUCAAGUCUGAGGAGGAGGGGCCGAGUGGAAAAAACCUCUCCAAUAUUUUGAAUUUGGUCUGCACUACCUAGUUCAACCACUCGGUGUCAAUUCUACGUACAGCACCUUUAAUCUACACCCCGCCUCCACCAGCACAAGGGUGCUGGAAAGUUUGGGGACGGUAUACCGUCACUCAGCCUUUUCGAAAUUUAUUUUGCUCCCAAACGAAGAACGAAAACGAACUUCGUUUGUAGUGUAUCAAGUCUUUUAGUCAUGGCUAAUGGACUGUUUGUUGCUCAGUUUUUAUAGUAGUUAUUCCUCUUACUUUUCUCUUUACUAAAGGCGGGCGUAAAUGGUGCGAAUUCGGAUGGUUGGAAGAUCGUAUGUCCACGCACGCAUCACGAGUGAUUUCAGCGAGUUUAUCCUCCUGGUCAAUUGUCCACAUUUGCCGUGGCGCUGCCCUCUUUAUUUUUCUUCUUCUGUGGUUUUCCUAGUUUGUGAUUGGUCAACUUCAGAUAGAUCAACAAAUCGGCUUGUUCAACCCCAAACGUCAAGAAUUCAAACCGAUAGCUCACAAACUUUUUAGACAUGCUUAAAAAUGAUCGGGAUGUCAGAGGUGCUCAUAAGCCACUCUGCUCGGCUCGUAAUUCCUCGCACAUGAUACGAGCCGCGACCAAACGAGCAUACACGAUUUCCACACAAUUGAAAAAAAAAAAUCGUAUGCGAACUCGUACGACAGCAAAAAUUGCACCGUGUACGCCCGCCUUAACUUGUUUGCCAUUGCAAAAUGUAUCUUGUUUAUCGUCUUUUCUCUUGACAUGAUUAUUAGUCUACUUCAUUAGAGUUAUGGAAUGUUGACAUUGAAUGUUUCAAAUAAAUGAGAUGAUACAAAAAUAA
Molecule: messenger RNA, 3688 nt
Organism: Carassius gibelio (silver crucian carp)
Lineage: Eukaryota; Metazoa; Chordata; Actinopteri; Cypriniformes; Cyprinidae
Product: piggyBac transposable element-derived protein 4-like
Exons: 4
Coding region: 323-2260 (645 amino acids)
Source: RefSeq, a predicted model, not a curated record